Messenger RNA from Phalacrocorax carbo (great cormorant), 1477 nucleotides. The record is from RefSeq and is a predicted model, not a curated record. NCBI's taxonomy places the organism in Eukaryota, Metazoa, Chordata, Aves, Suliformes, Phalacrocoracidae.
AGAACGAGUCAGUGGGCGGGCACCCGCCGCGCGUUGGCCAAUGAGGAUCGGGGGCGUGGUGGAGUGAGGACCGUUCGGGGCCUGGCACGGACGGCGGAGCGCCGCGCAGCUUGCACCUCUGCGAAGCGGCUGGUGGGCCCACUCCCAGUGCGGCACCAUGAACGUCUUUGACCGAAACAUCAAUUUUGACGCCCUCUUCAAGUUCUCCCACAUCUCGGCCUCCACACAGGAGCACCUGAAGAGGGUCUAUGCCAGCUUCGCCCUCUGCAUGUUUGUGGCGGCCACAGGGGCCUACAUCAAUGCGGUGACCCGCUUCUUCCAGUUCAGCUUCCUGACUGGCCUGGGCGCUCUGGGGCUGAUGAUCUGGCUGACGGCCACCCCGCACAGUCGGGAGACAGAGCAGAAGAGGCUGGGGAUGCUGGUGGGCUUCGCCUUCCUGACAGGCAUCAACCUGGGGCCCCUCCUGGAAAUGUGCAUCUCCAUCAAUCCCAGCAUCAUCCCCACUGCCUUCCUCGGCACUGCCACCAUCUUCGCCUGCUUCUCACUGAGCGCCCUGUAUGCCCGGCGCCGGAGCUUCCUCUACCUGGGAGGCUUCCUGCUCUCCGGCCUCACCCUGAUGCUUCUCUCUUCUGUGGUUAAUGCCUUUGUGGGAUCUACUUGGCUCUUCACGGCCAACCUGUACCUGGGGCUGAUGAUCAUGUGCGGCUUCGUGCUCUUCGACACGCAGCUCAUCAUCGAGAAGGCGGAGAGCGGGGACAAGGAUUACAUCUGGCACUGCGUCGAUCUCUUCCUCGACUUCGUCAACAUUUUCCGGGAGCUCCUGAUGAUCCUGGGCAUGACCGAGAACAAGAAGAAGGAGAAGAAGUGAAGCGGCUCCAGGCUGAGGUGGAGCUGUCCCCAUCGGGUCCCCAUCCCCACCCCAUCCCCAUCUCUUCUCUGAUUCAUUAAAGGGGUUGUGCUUGGCUGCUGAUGAAAAGCAGCCCAGAAGCUUUCGCACCUUGUGGGUUUUUCUCUCGUUUAGCUCUUCUUUGAUUAGAAACCGGCCAAUUUGCGGAUCCUGCUGGAGUUCAGCUCCUGCCCCGCCCCUCCCCGGCCCAGCUCCCCCUCAGAGCCCACGUCCCUCGCGGUUAUCGCCGACACGUGAGCUUCCCAUAGAAAUUUCUCCCCAGCCCUGUGGGCAACACGUCCCCGCUGCACCCUUGCACCAGCAGCUGGGGUGUCAUCCCCCUACCCGGGCAGCCAUGGCCUCUGCCCCCAUGCCAGCUGGGGGGGUGGUGGGACACCCUGAAGCCAAAUUCAACGGAGGAGCCUCUCCUUUAGCACCAGUGCCAAGAAAUACAAUGGAAAAGAAAACGAUCUGCUGGGCGAGCCGUCUGGCGGGGCCGUGGGGACGAAGGUGUUUUGAUUCCGAGCUCUCCCAAUCCCGCCGUUGCCUCUUUGUACACCGGGAUGAUUCAAUAAAAUGCUCAGACUCGAA